AUGCCACGCAAGAGCAAUACCGAGAUCCGUGAGAACUCUGACAGCAUUCCCGUUGGGGAGGAUGCGGACGUUCCUAUGUAUGGAAGUCCAGAGCCCGAUGCGGGCGUCUGUAAGCAAUCCCCGACGGUGAUCAACACAGAGCUCCUCCCUAGGGAGGUCCUGUUGAACCCGAACAACCUCUGGCUGGAGAGGUAUCCGCUCCCGGCGCUGGACCAGCGCACGCUGAACCUCUCCACCGUGGUCGCCAUCACCGUGGAUACCGUGUACUGCACCCAGAAGAGCUUCAUGACCGAGAAGGCCGAUCGCGAGAUGCGGUACGGCAAGGAGAUCAAGGCCAUCCCGAGCGGUUUUGCGGUGAUCGCCCCUCUCAGCGCCGGCUGGGCCAAGGCCCCGCUGGAGGAUCGCCCCGGGAAGGACGCGAGGUUCAUCGCGGACAUGAGUGUCUGUGCGGAGACGGGGGCCCGGGAGCUGCUCAUCCGCUCCUUUGAGAAGCACGAGAGCAACCCGCAGUACAAGGGCCCCGUGAGGGACGACCUGGCGACUCUGAUCCGGCAGGGGGCGACGCUGAGGAUGUCGACGACGAUGAAGACCUUCGAGUUCGAGAAGAAGAAUGCCAAGCAGCAGGGCUACAAGCCCCUCUUCCCGGCGAACAUGGAGAUGAUCACUCCCUUCACUCUGGUGGAGCUGACGCUGAAGCCCAACCACGCGGGGAGGAAUGAGGGAGGUGACCUGGUGCAGAUCAAGCAGAUCCGCGUCUUGCCGUUGACGUUGCACUCCUUCGUCGAUGCGAUGGAGAAGUUCCCCAACACCUUCGACGCGCAGAAGGUGGUGACGGAUCACUGCAAGACUUUUGCCCCCGAGGGUAGCGCCCCCUGCUCGGUGUGGUUCUUCGGUGCCGGCGGCGAGUGUGCGUUUCUGGACAACGUCUCCCCGCUGAUGCAGGCGGUGAGGCCGGACGUGUCCCGCGAGCACUGCAUGGUUCAGCUGGUGAACGUGUGUGUGGAGACGGCCUCGAGCCCCAUCACCCUGGAUACGGUGGAUGUGUCCGAGAGCCUGUUGCUGAGGUAUACCAACUGCAAGGACGUGGAGUGCGCGUGCCGGUUCCUGGAGCUCGCGGCCUGCUGCCAGGCGGUGAGGUUGUUCGUCGUGAGGAACAACGGGAACAUGAGGGGGGAUGACAACGGGGUGAUCGAGGGCCUCUCGAAGUACCGUGGCAUCCCCGUUAUCGACUUCUACAAGAUGCUGCAGAUCGACCCGUCCCGUGGGAUGGAGGAUCCGGUGCUGGCUUUCAUGUCCCGUGUGGGGAGGAUGGAAGGCACUGCCCCCGUGUCCCAGGACCUUCCGGGUGACGCGAGGGUAAGUUACGAUCCCUGCACCUUCAUGCUGAGCAUCAACACGAAUCACUUCUACGUGUUCGAGGCGGACGGCGUGGAGAUGAAGCGGAUGAUCGUCAUCCGUGUGGAUCUCCGCGUGAGAGACAAGAAGGAUGCCGAGGAUCAUGAGGAGGGGGUGUCUGUGGAUUUCCAGCCUUACCACCGUGCGUUCAGGCUCAGGAAGUGCUGCCGUGUCCAUAUCGACCUCGGACCGAAGCUCGAUUCGGAGGGCCGUUUCAUCUCCAACGUCGAGGAGAAGGACUACCUCUGCAUGCUGCUCAAUAUCGCCUCUGCCAGGCCCCGCGCCUUCGGUGGGAGUGCGGUGGAUGCCCCGAGGGAGCUGAAGAAGCGCGCCGCCCCUUCCGGGUGUGACGGGUUCGAUAGCGACUAG
Guillardia theta CCMP2712 is the source of this 1764-nucleotide messenger RNA. RefSeq lists its product as hypothetical. The record is from RefSeq and is a predicted model, not a curated record. The coding region runs from base 1 to 1764 and encodes 587 amino acids. Lineage: Eukaryota; Cryptophyceae; Pyrenomonadales; Geminigeraceae. The transcript has a single exon.